Molecule: messenger RNA, 1884 nt
Organism: Stegodyphus dumicola
Lineage: Eukaryota; Metazoa; Arthropoda; Arachnida; Araneae; Eresidae
Product: G protein-coupled receptor Mth2-like
Biological process (GO): cell surface receptor signaling pathway; G protein-coupled receptor signaling pathway
Cellular component (GO): membrane
Molecular function (GO): G protein-coupled receptor activity
Source: RefSeq, a predicted model, not a curated record
UUUCGAUACUAAAGUGGUUAUUCCGCAUUGAUUAAAGCCAUUUCGUAAUGCAGGAAAAAUGUACGUUGCAUUAGUUCUUUUAAAUAUUUGUCACACGUAGUUGGCUCGUUAGCAGCUGUUUCGGGACACCUAAGGAAAAGCCUUCUUACAAUUAUCGCCUUACAAUUAUCGACGGAAUACUUCGUUCAGAAUGUAACAGAAAUGGAUUUUGUAACUUCGAAUUUCACCCUUGAUUACUCAAAUCUGGUGCAAAAUGUGAGCGACUCUUUCAACAGCAGCAAAGUAACCACCGGGAUACCUACAAGAAGCGGCAACAUCAUGGCAAGAUUUUAUCCCAUAAUUGUUGCAGAGAUGGUAUUGUCGAACAUCUGCCUCAUCCUUUCGCUGAUUGUUUACUCAGUUCUUCCCGAAUUCCGAAACGUGCAUGGCAAAAACCUGAUAACAUUAUCAUCUUGCCUACUGACAACCUUCUUGCUCCUUAUUCUAGACUUGAUUCUACGAAAUCAUAUUUCCUAUUCUUUCUGCUUUACCAUCGCUAUGGUAAUUCAUGUCACAUUCCUUGGCACGUUCUUCUGGACCAAUAUCAUGACCUAUGACAUCUGGAGAACGAUAACGCAUAUGAAGGCAAAAAGUGAAGGAGGAAGUCACUCGAGCAAGUACUUAAAAUAUUCGAUCUAUGCUUGGACAGCAACUGCUUUAAUCUCCUUGCCAGCUGCUGUCGUGGAAAUGACAAACUCAAUACCCAAGAAAUACAAACCCCAGUUCGGAGUUAGGAGGUGCUGGAUAAGCAAUAGGAUUGCUUUCUAUUUGUAUUUCAAUCUACCAGUAGGAAUAAUACUCUUCAACAACCUCGUGAUGUUCAUCCUUACCAUCAGAAAGCUUUGGAUCAUCAAAAAAAUGACGAGCAUUCUGGAUGUCAAGAAGCAACAGCAAAGGCUGAACUUAUACUUGAAACUUUUCCUUGUAAUGGGAAUUACAUGGAUAGCAGAAUUCUUGCCAUUGGUGACGGGUGUUUACUACUUAUAUGCUGUGGCUGGGAUGCUUACAGCGCUACAUGGAUUUUUUCUUUUUGUGAUAUUUAUCUGUAAAAAGAAAAUUCUCUAUCAGACAUGGGAGAGACUGAGAUACGGAAAGAUUUCCCAGAAUUCAUCUAGUGAACAAACUUCCUCAUCAGCCAGUAAAUCUCAGAGUACAGGUUAAAACGUAUGCGAACCAACAAACUAGAACUAAGAAAUUUAAUCCUUUUUUAAUGUAGAGUUCUUAAUAAUUAACCCGAAUUAAACCCCUUAAUAAAACAGAGAUCUGUCGGAACGGCCGAUGAUCCAUGGGAAAUUACUUUCGUUUGAUUCCUCUCGGCGAAUUUCUAAAUAGUGUAAAUCUUCAUGUGUAACUAGCUUAUGACUACAGGAUCUGCUGUCUGUAAGAACAACAGAUAAAUAUUUAAACAAUGUAGAUUUGUAGAAUUUCAACCAGUCAUUAGGAUGCUGUGUUACUAAUCUUCCUAACCGGAAUGUAAGCCAGAUCAGAUCUACGAUCUUUAUGGGGCCAAGAGCCAAGGGUUCAGAAGUAAGGCUUUGGGCAUCUAAGUGCUCAAAACCUUGCUUUUGGGCACAUAGAUUGUAAGAUUCCUGUGUUUUAAUCUACAGCUAAAGUUGAGGAAUCUUAAGCGAAUAAUCGCUUUAGUUCAGCAGCGAGGUAAGCGAAUAAUCGCUUUAGUUCAGUAGACAGAGAAUAGAAACUCGAAAAGGGUUAAUUACACUUUAUUAUUCCAAAUAAAGUUUAACAGUGCAUUCCUGCUUGGAGUUACAAUAAAGCUUCCAUUUGGGCUUGAACUCAGGAAACUAAGAACUAAAACUUAAAUAAUCUUAACUAAAAAGAUAUAGC